GUCACACACGCUUCGAGCAAAAGGUGAUGAACGGUUUUAAAUUUGGAUACUCGUGUUUAUUUUCGUCCUAUCUUUUCGGUUAUACGUACUUACAUGUCCGGACAUCGCUUCAUUAGAAUACUUAUUUAUUUCUCCGUUGUCGAUGAUUACUAGCGACUUUGUAUUUUCCAUAUCAGUGUUUAUAAUAUUAGAAUUAACGUCACAAAAAUAUUUACAAGAGGUAGAUUGAAUAAAGAUUAGGGAAUAUGUCGACAGAAUACCAAAAUCUUUCUUCAGCAAGAAAUUUUAAAGCGGCUCUAGCGAUGAGGCGAAACUUGGGAAGCCAAGAAAAAAACUUUUGUACUACAAAUAAUCUAGAAGAAUCUUUAUCUAUAUUGGCUGAGGAGUUAGAAUCUUUUAAUAUUUCGCCAGUGCACGCAGAUAACGAUGGAAUUGAGUCUAUAGAAUCGUUGAAGGAAAUUUCUAUGAAAUUAAUAAAUUCAUUAUGGAAUUUAAUACAUAAACAUAGAAUGUUAAUGAAAUCUCACGACGAACUGAAUGAUACUUACGCAAAGAUCUCAAAUGACAAUAAUAGUCUAAAGAACCAUGUCAAACGACUCAAAGAAGAAUUGCAGAAAGGACAUACGAUGUUGGCUCAAAUACGGGAAAAGGAAAGAAGACUCAAAGUACAAAACGAUGCCAUUUUACGUGAUUUAAAACAAGAAAAGAAUGAGGUAACUAAGUUAAAGAAGCAAUCGUUAUCAAAGGAUAGUCAACACGAACACGAAUUAAGAAGGAUUAUACAGAGCGGUAAUAAACUACGGGAACAGUUACAGAAAUCUACCGGUACAUAUAUACCCAAAGACAAAGUGAUACAAAAGGUACAGACUGAUCAUGACAAAGAAGUAAUGUUGUAUAAACAAACGAUAUGCCGUUUAGAAGAAAAUAACAGACUGAUGUUACAAGAGAUUAAUGACUUAAAAGACUCGUUAUCGCUUCAUUCCACUGCUAUCGAUUUGCAAAUGGAAGCAUCUGGAGUGUGGACCGAUACGGAUGCAUAAAUAAUAAAAGCGCAUAGAUUACUGACGAUACUCGCUGAAUAUGUGGGUGAGAUCUAAUACGGUAAUACAAAAUAACGAAAAGAUCGUUUCAUAGCUCCGCAAUGCACUGAUUUUCACGGAACGUUAUAUCCCGCCUAAAGUGUAUUCUGCACAUAAUUUCUAAUUAAUCGUAUAUAAUAAAAUAGUUCCUAAUAACAAUGUUUUUAUAGUAAAAUAUUUUUACAUAUAGUAAUACUGAUAUUUAUUAGACAUUUUUAGAAUUUUGUAUAUUUCGAAUAAACUAAGUUAUGUAGA
Vespula pensylvanica (western yellowjacket) is the source of this 1334-nucleotide messenger RNA. Its product is annotated as afadin- and alpha-actinin-binding protein-like. The coding region runs from base 246 to 1040 and encodes 264 amino acids. NCBI's taxonomy places the organism in Eukaryota, Metazoa, Arthropoda, Insecta, Hymenoptera, Vespidae. The record is from RefSeq and is a predicted model, not a curated record. The transcript has 6 exons.